This is a messenger RNA of Anneissia japonica, 2964 nucleotides long. RefSeq names its product zinc finger protein OZF-like. Gene Ontology annotation, molecular function: RNA polymerase II cis-regulatory region sequence-specific DNA binding; DNA-binding transcription factor activity, RNA polymerase II-specific. The transcript has 3 exons. Gene Ontology annotation, biological process: regulation of transcription by RNA polymerase II. Bases 298 to 1884 code for a protein of 528 amino acids. Lineage: Eukaryota; Metazoa; Echinodermata; Crinoidea; Comatulida; Comatulidae. The record is from RefSeq and is a predicted model, not a curated record.
GCACUGUGGGCGUUCCAUAGUAUGCUGACAACUUGUGCCUUCUUUGCGCUUGCGGCGUGUGCACAUUGCUGCUUGUUUUGUUGCCUUGUGUGUCAACAACGCUUGUUGUAAAUCAGUUUGCCUCGAAAUAUCGUUGGUAUUCAGGAUUUUCACAGCUUUGCCAAGAAGUUCAUUUGAUAAGAAAUUGAUAAAUUUUACAUUGUUUAUUACUGUAUGGAAUCUCAAAAGUAGAAAGAAAUAAAUGAAAUCAAAAUUUGUAGUGUUGAUACCUGAAAAACACUGGAACCAUUAUAUAAAAUGUCUACUGACCACAACACCAAGGAAAAAAAUGUGACUGAAUUUAAUGAAGUAAAAGUAAAUGAACAGGGUGGUUCUAAGGAACUUUGCAGAAAAGACAAGAGAGAAUAUAAAUGUGAACAUUGUGGGGAAAAGUUUGAUUUAGUUACUUUAAAAACACAUUUGGGAAUCAAAACAGAAGAUGUGCCAUUUCAAUGUAAACAUUGUGAAAAACAAUUUGAGCGCAACAGUGAAUUUGAAAAACAUAUACAGAUGCACACAGAAGGGACACAACAUGAAUGUGAAUAUUGUGGAAAGAAAUUUAAAUACCGUAGCUUUUUGAAAACGCAUUUAAAGACACAUACAGGAGAGAGAGACCAUGAAUGUGAACAUUGUGAAAAGAAAUUUAAUAAAAGCAGUGAUUUAAAACUACAUUUGAGGAUACAUACAGGAGAAAGACCAUUUGAAUGUGAACAUUGUGGAAUGAAAUUUAAACAGCGUGGCACUUUGAAAGCGCAUGUAAGGAUACAUACAGGAGAGAGACCAUAUGAAUGUGAACAUUGUGGACAAAAAUUUAAACAAUCGUCCGGUUUGAAAUCACAUGUAUGGAAACAUACAGGAGAAAGACCAUAUGAAUGUAAACACUGUGAAAAUACAUUUACAAGAAGUAGCCAAUUAAAAGAAAAUUUAAGGAUACAUACAGGAGAAACUCCAUAUGUAUGUGAACAAUGUGGAAAAAAAUUUAUACAAUUGUCCAGUUUGAAAACACAUGUAUGGAAACAUACAGGAGAGACUCCAUAUGAAUGUGAACAUUGUGGAAAGAAAUUUUAUAAAAGUAGUAAUUUAAAACAACAUUUGAGGGUACAUACAGGAGAAAGACCAUUUGAAUGUGAACAUUGCGGAAAGAAAUUUAAACAGUCCCCUGCUUUAAAAAAACAUGUGAGGAUACAUACAGGAGAGAGACCAUAUGAAUGUGAACAUUGCGGAAAGAAAUUCAAUCGUAGUAAUCAUUUAAAUCAACAUUUGAGGAUACAUACAGGAGAGACUCCAUAUGAGUGUGAACAUUGUGGAAAGAAAUGUAGUAGAAGUUAUAAUUUAAAACAACAUUUGAAGAUACAUACAGGAGAGAAGCCAUAUGGAUGUGAACAUUGUGGGAAGAAAUUUAAUAGUAGUAGUGAAUUAAAAAAGCAUUUAAGGAUACACAAAAGUGAAAGAGCAUUUGAAUGUGAACAUUGUGGAAAGAAAUUUAAACAGCAUUCUGGUUUGAGAAUGCAUGUAAGAGUACAUACUACUACACGAGAGAGAAAUGAAUGUGAACAUUGUGGAAAGCUGCAUAGGAAUGUUAACAUUGUUGGACGCAGAAGGGAAACACCAAGAAUAUGCAUACAGGAGAGAGACCAAAUGAAUGUGGAAUGUGAACAUUGCGAAAAGAAAUUUAAUAGUAGCAGGAGUGAUUUAAAACAACAUUUGAGGAUGCACACAGGAGAAAGACCAUUUGAAUGUGAACAUUGUGGAAUGAAAUUUAAACGGUCCACUGCUUUGAAAGCACAUGUAAGGAUACAUACAGGAGAGAGGCCAUACGAAUGUGAACAUUGUAAAGAAAUUUAACAAUCGUCCAGUUUGAAAACGCAUGUAUGGAAACAUACAGGAGAAAGACCAUAUGAAUGUAAACACUGUGAAAAUAACAUUUAAAAGAAGUAGCCAAUUAAAAGAAAAUUUAAGAAUACGUACUUGAGCAACUUCAUAUGAAUGUGAACAUUGUAGAAAGAAAUUUAAUAGAAAUUGUGAUUUAAAACAACAUUUGAGGGUACAUACAGGACGAUAUGAAUGUCAAAAUUGUAAAAAGAAGUUUUAUGGAAAAAACAACAACAUUUGAAGAUACACACAGACGAAUAUGAAUGUACUUUAUUAUUAUCUUCCAUUAUUAAAACAAAGUUUCGUCUUCCUUUGUGUGCCUAACCAUAUUCAGUACUUGGUUCUGAUACAAUGACUUAUAAAAUCAACAAGUUCGAAUUCAAUUAUCUUACUUGCUUUUUUACAAAUUUUAUUAUUUAGCUUUGCUUUUUAAAAUUAGCAUGUUUUGAUAAAAUCAAAUGAAGUAAAAAUUCAUGAUACUACGAACGACUGAUUCGAAGAAGAGAUGAAUAAAUUUGGUAUCAACACUUAAAAUCUUCAUUUGACGUACAAGGUAAAGCCUUUAGCUGCCUUAAAAUAUACUUUAUCUACAUGUAAGGUCCAUGUUAACUUGCUGUCAACAAUGCAACCUAAGUAUUUGUACUCAUUAACCUGUUCAAUCUCAGUAUCAUUAUUAUACUUAUUAUUAUUAUUGUUAUUAUUAUUAUUAUUAUUAUUAUUUAUAAUAAUAAUUUUCAAUAAUAAUAUUUUUUUAAUAUUAUUAUUUAUUAUUAUGUAUUACCUGGAAAAUUGUGAUUAUUUGCACUAGUAAAAAUUACAAUCAGCCAUGUUAUAGUUUGAGUAGGUUUUAGUUUCAUAGGACAACAUCAAAUUUUUUUUAAAUGUCAGACUCAUUUUAAAUUGUGACAUAUACUACUGUAUAUACUACCAGACACUACCAUCUCAUAUUGAACAGGAAUGUUUGUUUAAUUAGCCUUUUACUGUAUGUGUCACUACAAUAAUUUGGAAUUCACUUUCUUUACUUUGGUUUUAUUAAAUAUACAUUCAACUAUA